Didymodactylos carnosus is the source of this 432-nucleotide messenger RNA. NCBI's taxonomy places the organism in Eukaryota, Metazoa, Rotifera, Eurotatoria, Philodinida, Philodinidae. The record is from the annotation of a GenBank genome assembly.
AUGUCAUGGAUCAUCGUUCAUUCACUCAAAGCAGUGACGAGCGUGAUUACAAGUGAUCGUCAUUGUUUUGAAUGUUAUGGCUACGAUAUUAUUAUCGACGACAAUUUAAAGGCAUGGCUGAUUGAAGUGAAUGCAAGCCCCUCACUCACAUCGACGACAUCAAAUGAUCGCAUUAUGAAAUUUAAAUUGCUAAAUGAUGUAUUAAAUAUUGUUGUGCCAAACGGUGAAAUACCAGAUAUUAAAAACAAGCCACAAACAAUUACAAGGGAAGCAUUAGGAAACUUUGAUUUGUUAUACGAUGAAGAACAAGCACAAAUAGAACUAUCCGAUAAAGAUUACCGUGAACAAAAAGGAAAAGGUGGCAUUGUGCCAAUAAUUUCAAAAACCGGUCUUCUAUUAGCAAAAACAAAACAGUCAUCGACAUGGAGAUGA